Molecule: messenger RNA, 3736 nt
Organism: Anopheles funestus (African malaria mosquito)
Lineage: Eukaryota; Metazoa; Arthropoda; Insecta; Diptera; Culicidae
Exons: 6
Coding region: 149-2452 (767 amino acids)
Biological process (GO): cilium assembly
Cellular component (GO): centrosome; centriole; axonemal microtubule
Source: RefSeq, a predicted model, not a curated record
AAAACAAAACAAUAGAUAAGGUGGCAACUCUCCGCGUUCGGAACAAGCAAACGGUACAAAACAGUGUGCAGGUGUUCCUCCGUUCCUAGCCCGUAGUUUGUUAUGUGAGGCUACCCGUGGCAACCAACAGACAGCAAGCAAGCGAAAUAUGUCCGCGCAAUUGAACGGCAUCGGACGGUGGUCGGCAAACAAUGCGAAGCGCCGCCAACAGCCAGCGCAACCGUGCUGCGAUAGUGAGGAAUCGUCGCUGGAUGAAUUUCUAGAGCACGAGCUGCUGUGCUGGCUGAACGAGGAUAAGCCGAUCGGUGAGGAGAUAGCGACCCUCCGACCGGAACUGUACGGUGAGCUGAACCACUUGUUCGGGGUGGCGAACGAGACGGACAACCGGUGCGUGGAAGACAUACUGGCGGAGGCAGAACGAUUGAUGCUGCAGGAUCCGCACGGUACUGUCGCGGACCCUGGUACACAUUCGCCGAUGGGGUGGGGCGAAUUACUCCUACCGGAGAUGGACCCAUCGCCGAAACGUGACAACGUAUACCGGCCAACAGUGAGCCCCAACUGUAUGAAGGUGCUAGAUGUUGGCUGUCGUGGUAAUUAUAAUGCUACAUCCGAUAGCAACCCGCAACCCGAAACAAUAGACACAUCCAAAUCAUCCAAUCUUACUAGAGCAACCAAUGGCGAGGAUCUUUCGGCUAACCUAACCGUAGCAAAAAACACAACAUCAACAUGCACGCCGCGACAGCGACGACACCUCGAUCAACCGACAGCUAUCAAACACGUGGAGGAAACGCGACCGGAAUCACCAUACGAACAAUGCGGGCGUAAUCGCCCUCUGAAGCAGUCAGCACACUGUAACAUAAACACCCCAGCACGUCUAGACCGUCAGCAGGUCAUGUGCGACAGGUCCACGCAACCAUCGCCCACGCCUGAGGAUAAUGAAUCGCACGAUGAGUAUGCGAGCUGGUCCAAGGAACGGUUGCUGGAGGGUAAAAUUACCGAGUUGCAGGAGCGGCUCAAAGAUACGGAGGAACGAUACCAUAGUUUGAAGCUGCAGUACGACACACUGUCCCAGGUACAUCGGACGUUGCGUGAGAACUAUGGUGCGAUACAGGAAGAGAGUGAAAAGCUGCAGUUCGAUAUACAACAUCUAACCAAAUGUGCAGAUGUGUUAAGGUCGGAAUUGCAAUCCGCUCGCUGCGAUCGUGAUUCUGCUAUUGAGCUGCAAAAAAUUCUACAAUCCGAGCUUGAUGAAUCGCGAAAGGAAAAGAAAAACCUGCAGGACAGUGGCGAAAAGGAUACGAAAACGAUACAGGAUCUACAGCGGCAGUGCCGAGAGAUGGAACGCAUAUUGAUGCGUAAAAAUCCAGACUCCAUUUCAGCCUUAAUCGUGGCGAGCAAGUCACCCACGGGGAAGCCCGAAUCGGACGGCUCCACCUCAACCACCUGCCGGCUGCUAGAGCAGCGAAUCGCUCAGCUGGAGGCAGACGCGAAAAAACAGGACGCUAAGGCGCAAGGUAUAUUGGCCGAUGUGCAGGCCCGCUUUAACUCGGUGCAGGCAAAGUACGAAACGCAUAUAGCCGAUCUCGAGAUGCAAGUGCUCAGUCUGCAGGAGAUCAAUUCGAAGCUGAACGAAAAGAUCAUCCGCCAAAUGGAGGAGCUUGCCAGCAUUAGCAGCCAUGCGGUCGGUACCACCGCCAGUGGUCCACCGGUGACGAAAGCCAUCAGUGCCGCACGCUUCACGCAAACCGAAACCGCCGAAGAGCCACCGGAAUGUCGGGGCCGGCGGGUCCGUGAAUCAGCUAGUGUUAAAGUGCGCUCUAUUUUAGUGCAGACUGAUGUGACUGGAACAGUGGACGCGGUCGUUACGCGGCAACCGAACGCGAAGCGUGCCCAGGCCCAGGGCAAGGAGGACGCCCAUCUGCUGGCCACCAUACGCGGUAUGCGGGUAGAUUUGGCCAUCAAGGAAAAGGCGGUACAGCGGCUAACGCGCGAAGUCGACGAGUGUAAGAAAACGAUCAAAAAGCUGCAGAAAAAGAAGGAACCGCCAGUGAUGGGACGAUGCGACAGUGGACGGUCACCAGUAAAAGUGCGGAACAAGACGACGGACAGCUGUGCGGACAGCCCAGACAGUGGCGGUCCGCUUCGGGAUGCACAGUCGAAGGUAAAAAUCCUCGAGCUGGACUACAAAGCGCUGCAGGAGAAACGGUUGCAAGAUCUGAAAACUUUACAAGCCGCCCACGAAAAAGAAUUAGCAUCCUGCCAUGAAUCGAUACGCUUUCUGCAGCAGCGGCUGUCGGAAAGCGAGGAAGAGUUGCUCCAGCGUAAGGAUAAGCAACGUCCCAACCAUAGUAACGAUUAUUACGGACUGAAGGCAAAGGUCGCAUACUUAGAACGGCGCCAUACCGAGCGUGAGCAACGUCUUCUAAUGUUGGUAGAAGCGUUAAGCAAAUAAAUGUCCGCUCGGCUCGCGUUCGUGGAUGUGCAGUCCAUGUUGGAUGUUGCAUAUAGUAGGGAUGUACUACCGCGUAACCUGAUCCCCAUUCUAGUCAAUGCAUAGUCCCCGACACGUGGCGGUACCCUUUUUGGUGCCGGGCCUUCGACAUGCGGUGUGAUGUUGAUUUAGGUGCAACGCGCAUAGAUUUGUGUUAAAUAAGAGUUUUAUGCGUAUAUAUGUAUGUGUGCGUGUGUGUUUGUGUGUGUGACUGCAUGUAUUAAGUUCUUGUAUUCUCAGCAAGACGAUUCUACCAUCGAACGGUUUUCUGGCUAAUGUUCAACAAAGAUGAAAGAGGAAACUCUCAUAACAAAAAUGACUACAUUUUAAUUGUAGUAUAAUGUAUUAAUGUUUGCAACUCUCGACAAGCCGAACAAGGUGACGGUAAAUGACAAACUAUAACAUAGCAAUAUGUUUUAAUUGAAAAAAAAUCAAUCACUAAUAGUACGUCUUUUUCCUCUCAUAAUAGAAAUCGUAAUACACUGUUGAUCAGUUUCUAUAGCCUGGUCUUAAUCACGUCAUGAAAAAUGCACAUAACAAUCGAACCCGUUAAUACUCCUUUAAAGGUAGUGUAAAAAGAAGUUGGGUAGUGUUGGAAGGUUAAGACUGAGGGUCGAGUUUUCUAAAUUCAUUAACUAAUAUUCUUCUUGGUAAGUUUUUCGGUCCGCUUGGCUGGUAAUUGCUGCAACCAAGAAUGGACUGUAGAAAGGCUACAGAAAUAGAAGCAACAGUGUAUAGAUGGAUCCCCGAUUGUUGGGACAGUAUAUUGUUUAUUCUUAUAUGUUUUAUCCAGUAGGCGAAAAAAGAGUAGAAAAGCAAACAUAUAUUUUAAAACUUUUAUUUAUAACUCCACAAGACCACAUUUAUAGAUCAAUCAAAUUAUCAUAUUAGUUCCAUUUGUUUAGAGCCGGAGUCUGUUCAUAAUUCGCGCGUUUGUUUCUCUUUUUUUAUAAUAUUGGUUACUUUUCAUAUGCCUAUGUAUAUUUCUGGAAGAUUGAGUCGUGCACUAAAACCGCGCCUAGGGUUGUAGAGAAGUGCAAAUGUUUUCGAUAACAUAAAUCGGUUUUAUCUAUAAAGUAAGCAACACACGUUUGUGUUGGAUUCAAACUAAAAAAGUAAAUAGUUUGGAAUGAAAAGUUACGAAUCACAAAAAAAUAAGCCAUGAAAAUAAAAACAUGUUAGCCGUAGUUGUAUAGACAUUUAAAUUGACCAAUAAAAUAACACAAAGAUACUAUCACAAAUUUA